This is a messenger RNA of Tyto alba (common barn owl), 1880 nucleotides long. RefSeq names its product charged multivesicular body protein 2B (gene CHMP2B). The transcript is spliced from 6 exons. NCBI's taxonomy places the organism in Eukaryota, Metazoa, Chordata, Aves, Strigiformes, Tytonidae. Gene Ontology annotation, biological process: protein transport; endosome transport via multivesicular body sorting pathway; late endosome to vacuole transport. The coding region runs from base 120 to 764 and encodes 214 amino acids. The record is from RefSeq and is a predicted model, not a curated record. Gene Ontology annotation, cellular component: multivesicular body; ESCRT III complex.
GGGGAGGCGGAGCCGGGCGGGUCUGCGCGGCCCGGCCGCUUCCUGGUCACCGGAGGAGGAGGCGGGAGCCGGGCGAGGUGGCGGCGGGGGGUCCGGCGGUAGCGGGUCUGGCGUCCACUAUGGCCUCGCUCUUUAAGAAGAAGACUGUGGACGAUAUAAUAAAGGAGCAAAAUCGAGAGUUAAGAGGUACACAGAGGGCUAUAACCAGAGAUAGAGCAGCACUUGAAAAACAGGAAAAACAGCUGGAACUAGAAAUAAAGAAAAUGGCUAAGACUGGUAACAAAGAAGCCUGUAAAGUGCUAGCAAAACAGCUUGUACAACUGCGGAAGCAGAAAAAUCGAACAUAUGCUGUUAGCUCUAAAGUUACUUCUAUGUCGACUCAAACAAAGGUCAUGAACUCUCAGAUGAAGAUGGCAGGAGCUAUGUCAACUACAGCAAAAACAAUGCAAGCAGUUAAUAAGAAAAUGGAUCCACAAAAGACACUACAAACUAUGCAGAAUUUCCAGAAGGAAAACAUGAAGAUGGAAAUGACUGAAGAAAUGAUUAAUGAUACUCUGGAUGAUAUUUUUGAUGCUUCUGAUGAAGAGGAAGAAAGCCAAGAUAUUGUUAACCAAGUGCUUGAUGAGAUAGGAAUUGAAAUCUCUGGAAAGAUGGCCAAAGCUCCAUCAGCUGCCAGAGGCUUACCAUCUGCAUCAACAUCAAAAUCUGCUACUAUAUCAGAUGAAGAGAUUGAACGACAGCUCAAAGCUUUGGGAGUUGAUUAACUUGAUGGCAAUAAACAGUCUGCCUUCUAAUUAUUCAGCUGCAGACAGAUGUAAAAAGUGCAAAUACUCUUUCGAUGCAACUGAUGUCUAGGAAAAUUCUGAAGCUUCGGAAAUUACGACCUGAAGUUGGUACUGGGGGAAGAAGGGGAGAAGAUUUUGAGUCAAUUACAGGGAGAAGUACACUUGGUGUGUCCAUUGCAUGGAGUCUUUUUGAGCGCUGGACCAACCAGGGAUGUAGUUCUAAUGAUAAAUUCAUUUAUACCUGAUGUGAAUUUGUCCUCUGAAUUCAAAGUUUUCUUCUAUCUCCAUUCCUAAUCUAUCUUUAGAAUUGGCUAUUCUGUAGCUGGUGGUGAUGCCCUCUAGGACAGCACCUAUAUAAUAUAUAUAAUUUUUAUAAAACUAUUGCUAUAGAAACAUUCUUAGUCUGUUAUAUUACCACAAAUGAAACUUCACUUUUGCUCUUAGUUGGAAACUAUUUUCUUUUGAUGAGAAAUAGCCUUGAAAGUUGAGCUAAUUUAGACAAAGAAGAAACAUUUUAUUUAUUUCUUUCAGGUUCCUGUAGUAACUUUGAGUUGAUUAAACAAUAGCUGGUUAUUCUUUUUACCAAAAGAGGAUACAGUCCUUUUGCAGUUAAUUUUACUUGGAAGAGGAUUUAAAUUUGUUAGUGAACUUUGUUGCAUGAAAGGCACUGAUUGAACUCUGUACUGUAACAUAGCUGGUUUCAACAGAAUUGCUGUGCCUUUAUGUAUAUAAAUCUUGUACCUUUGUGAUUUUUUUCAGAAUGAGUCUUUGAAAGGUAAUUAAGAUGGUUUCACAAAACACUAUGGUGAGACCUCUGUGUACACUUGAUGGGACUCAGUGCUGAAGCUCAGAAAUGCACUUGUUCAGAAAUGUAGCUUGCGCACUUACAAAAAGGACACUUGCCUGAAACAAUGUUUGUAUAUAUUUUACAGUAUUUCUUAAUGAAAGAUAACUGUGCAUCAUGGUAUUGUUUACUAAGAUGCAACUGAUCACAUUGAUAAUUUAAAUCUAAAUUCUAGUUUUGAGAACAGUUUUGGAUGAUACCUGAUAACUACUUGUCUAAACACUAUAAUAAAAGUGUUCUGGUUCUGUGAA